UGCUCUUCUACCUAUUGUUCUCCUCACAGAACCUCUGUCUUCUCCAGCCUCGGGCCGAACUCAUCGCAUCGUCUCGUUGUGUCCGUCACUGCUGAUCCUGAACCAAGGAAAUUCUAAGGACUCAUCUCCAAACUCUUUAGCCUCUUCUUAUCUGGGUGAAGUAGAAACACUGGCUCUGAAUCCACAGACUACAGGGGACAACAUGGUAGACAACACCACAAACACCUGGGCAAGACGUAUGCACGAGCAAAAUGUGAAGGAGGCUAAUAUCAUAUAGAAGAUGCAUCUUCCAUAAGUCCACUCUGGUCAUGUGGGCCAACAGCCAUAACUGCAGCGACACCAGUUAUUUCAUCCUCAGCGGCAUCCCAAGUCUAGAAGAUCUCAGCUUCUGGAUGGGUUUUCCUCUCAUCUCAAUGUACGUCAUUGCUGUUAUAGGAAACACCUCAAUUCUCUACAUCAUCAGGGUGGACCAGGAACUUCAUGAACCUAUGUACAUCUUUUUGUUCAUGCUGUCGAUGAUAGACUUGCUGUUAGCCACCACAACCAUGCCGAAAAUGCUGGAGAUCUUCUUGAUGGAUGGCAGGGAAAUUACUUUCGAUCUUUGUCUUACCCAGAUGUUCUUCAUACAUUUUCUCUCCGCUCUGGAGUCUGGCAUCUUGGUGGCCAUGGCUGUCGAUCGUUAUGUGGCUAUCUGCCACCCUCUACGAUACUCGUCUAUUCUAACCAGUGCAAAAAUUUGUAAGAUGUUUGCCAUGAUCUUGGUGAGAGGAGCUCUUGUUAUGAUUCCCAUCCCUCUAAUUAUCAAGAGGCUUCCUCUGUGGAAAAACAAUCAACUGACCCAUUCCUACUGCCUGCACCAAGAGGUGAUGAAUCUUGCUUGUGGAGACAUCAAAGUCAAUAUUAUCUAUGGACUAUUUGUCAUCCUUUCAGUCAUGGGCAUCGACUCGCUCUUUAUCUUCUUUUCUUACAUGUUGAUCAUUAAGACGGUGCUUGGUCUGGCGGAAGAGGCCAGCAUGAAGGCCUUCAGCACGUGUGCCUCCCACAUAUGUGCCGUCCUCGUCUACUACAUCCCCCUGAUUGGUCUAUCUGUCGUACACAGGUUCAAAAGCAACACAAUGCCAAACCUUCAUAUUCUAUUCGGGAAUGUCUAUCUCCUGCUCCCCCCUGUGAUUAACCCCUUAAUUUAUGGGAUUAAAACCAAACAGAUCCGACACAGACUCAAAAAGUUAUAUGGCAAAAUUUUCCAUCGGAGAAAAAAUUCCAGAAACAUCUGAUCAGAGCAGAAUGUGGAGGAUGCAAACAUGGACCCUAUAAAAGAUGCACAGAUGUUGAGGAUGUAUAAAGCUGCUGAUAAUGUGUGAUAUUUAUGACAUGUUUAACUAGUUUAUAUAUUGAGAAUGGGUAAGUGAAGGGAAGGUCCAGAUAUUGGGUUCUUCCAUAGUGUAUGAAUAUCUCCACCUCUUCUCGGUGUAAAGUCCUAGUGCUUCAUCUAGUGAUGUUUUUAGUAUGGUUUCUGGAUUUAAGCAACACUUGGCUUUUACAUUUUCUGGCUUUUUAUAUGUGUCAGACUCCACCUACUUCUGUUUUUUUCUUCUUUCUCUAUCUUGGGUUAUCAAAUGCUCAUAAUCAGCUAAAGGCACCAUACCCACAGCUCCUCUAAAGGGGUCACUUGUGACUGUAAAUACGGGUUUUCACAGGUCAAGUUAAAGCCAAUUGUCGGCAAGUAGGCAUUCCUUCCAGACAGUCCACUGCUUGUUCGGUGAAGGAGAAAGCUAUAUUUAUGCAAAGUGCCACCUCCCAGGGCCAAUCGUGUCCCAGGUUGUAGGAAUGCUGAGUGGUGAUGUGGUGUUAUUAGUCGCUCCCCAGGGUUAGGCUCCGUAGAGUGAUAGUUGGUGGAGUAAGAGUCCAGACUUGGUAAAAGUUCAUCAGCUUUAUGUGA
Messenger RNA from Bufo gargarizans (Asiatic toad), 1939 nucleotides. RefSeq names its product olfactory receptor 51E1-like. The coding region runs from base 309 to 1274 and encodes 321 amino acids. Gene Ontology annotation, biological process: G protein-coupled receptor signaling pathway. The transcript has 2 exons. NCBI's taxonomy places the organism in Eukaryota, Metazoa, Chordata, Amphibia, Anura, Bufonidae. Gene Ontology annotation, cellular component: membrane. Gene Ontology annotation, molecular function: olfactory receptor activity; G protein-coupled receptor activity. The record is from RefSeq and is a predicted model, not a curated record.